Messenger RNA from Pygocentrus nattereri (red-bellied piranha), 5335 nucleotides. It is a transcript of the gene sall1a, whose product is annotated as spalt-like transcription factor 1a. The record is from RefSeq and is a predicted model, not a curated record. The coding region runs from base 177 to 4106 and encodes 1309 amino acids. Gene Ontology annotation, cellular component: nucleus. NCBI's taxonomy places the organism in Eukaryota, Metazoa, Chordata, Actinopteri, Characiformes, Serrasalmidae. Gene Ontology annotation, biological process: regulation of transcription by RNA polymerase II. Gene Ontology annotation, molecular function: DNA-binding transcription factor activity, RNA polymerase II-specific; RNA polymerase II cis-regulatory region sequence-specific DNA binding. The transcript is spliced from 3 exons.
CGAGGUGCCAAUCGCCUUUCAAAGAACCCGUAUGAUUAAUCGCGAGGCAUUAUUGAUAAUCAUAACGGGACACACGCGCGGUGGAUGGGCUCGCGCGCCGUGAUUUCGGGACAUUUCUCGGCGACUUUUUUUCUCUCCCCCCCGUCGCUCUCUCGUGGCUGAGGCGCGAGGCCAGCAUGUCGCGGAGGAAGCAGGCGAAGCCGCAGCAUUUCCAGUCCGAGCCGCAGCUGCCCGGAGCCGAGCACAAUGGGGACACAGAGCCUGGCUUGGAUGACCCCCCUUGCAAGGACUCGGGUGCCCAUGUCUGUGGCAGAUGCUGUGCUGAGUUCUUUGAACUGUCGGAUCUUGAACAACACCAGAAGAAUUGCACUAAGAAUCAAUUAGUUCUGAUUGUGAAUGAGAAUCCUGCAUCUCCUUCCGGAACUUUCUCUCCAAGCUCCUCUCCCCAUAAUCCUGAUGAGCAGGUGAAUGACACGACUAAUAACGCAGAUCAAGUCGAGUGUGCUGACCUUUUAUACCAUAACUCACUGGAUAAAGAGGAAGCCAUGGAUAUGGAUGUGUCAGCAAUCUCUGCCACCCAUGACGGUGGAAAUGGACACAUGGAGGGAAGCAGCCCCAUCAGUGGCAGUGGUGAAGGUGGCCAUGGCGAUAGGGGCAGUACUGGACCCAAUCUGGGCAGCUCUGCUAUCUCAGCCUCACUACCUCAGCUUGGCAAUCUUACAGAGCUGGGAAACUUCUCUGUGAUGAACAGCAAUGUUAUCAUUGAAAAUCUCCAGAGCACCAAAGUGGCAGUGGCCCAGUUCUCUCAGGAGACAAGAUCAUCAGGAGGCCAGAGAGUUGCAGUGCCUGCCCUUAUGGAGCAACUUCUAGCCCUGCAACAGCAGCAGAUUCAUCAAUUGCAGUUAAUAGAGCAGAUUCGUCACCAGAUUCUUUUGCUAGCAUCCCAGUCUCCUGAGCUACAGGUGCCACCCACUUCCUCCCCUGGGAAUCUGGCUUCAUCCACCACCCCACUAACCACACUCAGCUCCCACUUGUCCCAGCAGUUAGCAGCUGCAGCGGGGCUUGCACAGAGCUUGGCUAGCCAGUCUGCUAGCAUUAGUAGCCUAAAGCAGAUGGCUAGUACGGCGCAGCUACCUCAAAGCAACUCCAGCGUGGGAGAGUCAUCUCAAAGUCUGGGAGCACUGGGGACAGCUGUGGUCAAUAGCCAAGCAUCAGACAAGAGAGCUGGAUAUGCUGGAGGUCUGCAUCCCCCACUAGGCAACCCAUCACUAGCAAAGUCAUCUACACCAGCCUUUGGGAUUGGAAGCCUGUUGAAUCCUGUGGCAAACUCACUUCUACCUCAGCCUCCCCCAGGAAAUCCAAUGUUCUCUAGUGCUCUUCCUAGUGUUGGAACCACAGUCGAGGAUCUCAACUCCCUAGCAGCAUUAGCCCAACAAAGAAAAGGCAAGCCACCCAAUGUGUCUUCUUUUGAGCCCAAGAGCAGCUCAGAGGAGGCAUUCUUCAAACAUAAGUGCAGGUUUUGUGCCAAGGUGUUUGGAAGCGACAGUGCCUUGCAGAUCCACUUGCGUUCACACACAGGAGAGAGGCCGUACAAAUGUAACAUCUGUGGCAACCGAUUUUCAACUCGUGGCAACUUGAAAGUACAUUUCCAGCGUCAUAAAGAGAAGUAUCCUCACAUCCAGAUGAACCCAUACCCAGUCCCAGAGCAUUUGGACAAUAUUCCAACCAGUACUGGUAUUCCCUAUGGCAUGUCAAUAGCACCAGAGAAGCCAGUGACCAGCUGGUUGGACAGCAAACCUGUCUUAUCCACUCUGAGCUCAUCAGUUGGCAUGUUGCUCCCACCAACUAUGCCAAGCCUGCCACCAUUUAUCAAGAAGGAAGAAAAUCAUUCUGUGGCUGUAACAAGCCCUUCCCACUCUGCUAAGAGUGACUCAGGUCCAGUCGACCCAUCCACAAAAAGCAGUGAUAUUGUUUCAGAAGAAGGCGAUGGUGCAACCUUGCCUACCUCAAAUGGGAAAACUGAAGAAAGCAGUCAGUCCUCAAGCUUCACAAUAAACACAAGCUUAGUGGGUGAGAGCAAGACAGAGUACACCACUUCCAACAGUCCUCCCAUGGCCACCAAUCCUCUGAUGCCCCUGAUGUCAGAGCAGUUUAAGGCCAAAUUCCCAUUUGGGGGCCUUCUAGAUCCUUUGCAAGGCUCAGAAACUUCCAAAUUACAGCAACUGGUGGAGAACAUAGAUAGAAAGGUGACAGACCCCAAUGAGUGUGUCAUCUGCCAUCGUGUUCUGAGCUGCCAGAGUGCGUUGAAAAUGCACUAUCGCACCCACACUGGGGAACGGCCCUUCAAGUGCAAAAUUUGUGGCCGUGCCUUUACCACUAAGGGCAACUUGAAGACCCACUACAGUGUCCAUCGUGCCAUGCCACCUCUAAGGGUGCAGCACUCUUGCCCUAUCUGCCAGAAGAAGUUCACCAAUGCUGUGGUGCUGCAGCAGCACAUUCGUAUGCACAUGGGUGGCCAGAUCCCCAACACCCCUCUUCCUGAAAGCUACCCAGAGUCCAUGGGCUCUGAUGCUGGCUCAUUUGAGGAGAGAAACUUUGAUGAUCUGGACAACUUCUCAGAUGACAACAUGGAAGGAAUGGAAGAUGGUCCAGAUAGCAGUGUUCCAGACACACCCAAAUCUGCUGAUGCAUCCCAGGACAGCUUUUGUUCUUCACCUAUGCCACAGGAGCAGUUAGGUGUUGACCAUCAGGAUAAGAAUGCACCUCAGGGGCUGGUAGAGGAUUCACAGUCAAAUAGAGCUAAAGCAACAGAAAAUGGCUCAAUGGAAGGGGACCACUUCACUAAUGAUUCCUCCUCUCUAGGAGGUGAUAUUGAGAGCCAAAGUGCAGGGAGUCCAGCUGUCUCUGAAUCUACCUCCUCCAUGCAAGCUCCAUCACCCUCUAGCUGUGUUCCCCAGCAACGUAAAUCCCCCAGUCUGGAGGAGCGUCAGAGGGCAUCAUCACUGGAGCACAUAAGUGCAGGCAUCAUGCAGACCCAUUCCUCAAGUCUAGGGGCUCUUGACUUAACCUCCAUGAAUCCCUCUAAAGACCCUCUGGGCAUGCUUUUCCCCUUUCGCGAGAGAGGCACUUCCAAGAACACAUCAUGUGACAUCUGUGGCAAGACAUUUGCCUGUCAGAGUGCCUUGGACAUCCACUAUCGAAGCCAUACCAAAGAAAGACCAUUCAUUUGCACAGCUUGCAACCGGGGCUUCUCCACCAAGGGCAAUCUCAAGCAACACAUGCUGACCCAUCAGAUGAGAGAUCUGCCCUCCCAGCUCUUUGAGCCGAAUACCAGCUUGGCAUCCAGCCCUACACCUUCCCUUCUCUCUGUUGGAUCAUUAUCCUCCAUGAACAAGUCUGAGAUCAAUGGCUUCCUUCAUGCUCCACCACAUGAUGGAAAAGAUCUUCCCUCAAGCCUGGUGACCUCAUCUGCUUCCACAUCUCCAGUGCUAUCUGCUGCUGCUCCUCCAAGACGGACGCCCAAGCAGCACUACUGCAACACUUGUGGAAAGAUGUUCUCCUCUGCCAGUGCUCUGCAGAUCCAUGAGAGGACGCACACUGGGGAGAAGCCCUUUGCUUGCACCAUCUGUGGACGUGCAUUCACCACCAAAGGAAAUCUUAAGGUUCACAUGGGUACUCACAUGUGGAACAGUGCCCCAGCUCGACGAGGACGCAGACUCUCUGUAGACGGCCCCAUGGCCUUCUUGGGCACAAACCCAGUCAAGUUCCCUGAGCUCUUUCAAAAGGACUUGCCUGGAAGGGCGGGGAAUGGAGACCCAGCUAGCUUCUGGAACCAGUACGCCGCUGCCUUCUCCAAUGGCCUGGCCAUGAAGACCAAUGAGAUAUCUGUGAUCCAGAAUGGGGGCUUGCCUCCCUCGCUCUCUGGGAGCGUGGGGAAUGGAGGCAGUUCUCCCAUCAGUGGCCUGACGGGCAGCAUCGACAAGCUGCACAGUUCCGAGCCCAACGCAGCACUUGCUGGCCUGGAGAAGAUGGCCAACACAGACAAUGGAACUCACUUCCGCUUCACUCGUUUCAUGGAGGACAACAAGGAGAUUGUCACUAACUAGGAGAUGAGCGGCGCUAAUGUGGUACAUGCUGAUACUCUCACAAACACUUGCAGACAUGUACUCACACAUGCACAAAAGAGAGAGAACAAGUGCAGGAAAAAGAAAUCGGCUCUGGCUUGCCAUUGAGACUUUAGUUUGAAGAGGACUUGCUUUUUUUGUACAAUGUACAACACGUUAAAGUUUUACGGAGCUUAUUUAUUAGUGAUUAUAACCUUGCUCAAAAAGUGGAAACAUUAACAGUUACUUAGUUUUCAUUUUAUUUUCUGUUUUACCGCCAGAAUGGAGCUGUGUGAUUGUGUAAAAGUGUGCUUUUGGAACUUUUAGCAUUUCUGGCUAGAUGACUUUGACCUUGGUAUUAAAUUAUUUCUAUCUGUAGUAUGUAUAACAAAACUGUUGAUGUUUGUGAUGCAUUAGAGCUUGAAUAAGCAAAAACAAAAGGCUGUAAAUAAUGUACACUGAUCCGUGCUAGAUGGUUUACCAGCUGUGUAUUAACCCCCCCUCCCCCAAUCCCCUACUUUUCAUCAAAAACACCAGAUUUUCUUCAGGCAGAGGGCAUACAGGAUAGUCCUUUUAUCGACUUUUAUUUAAGUAAAAAGAGGCAGGCAUAACUACAUCUCAGCUGUUACCUUUAGAAAUUAAUCUUUGUUUCUGGAUGUUUAUUGUAUUGUGGUUUUUCACUUUCUUUCUUCCUUUCUUUCCUUUUAAGUUUUGUUUCUUGAUUUCUUGUUGCUGUAGACUACAAAGCUCCAACUAGCAUCAUUGUUAUGUACAAGUACCGAGAAAGGUCCACGUCCUGGUUUAGGCCUGUAAAUGAGAGGCGAAUUCAAAUUUUAAACUACUUCAGGAAGUAAAAAAAAAAAAAAAAGUAAAAAAAAAAGAAGAUGAACUGGGUUUCCACAUUGCUGCUACGUUCUAGCAUCUUCAUUUGACAUCGAAUGCAAAAGGCGUGUACAUACUCUCGAAUGUGGAACAUCUACUUCCAUCCCAACAAAUGUACAUAAAUGUUGCUCAAAAGACAAGGUCCAUCUCGGCCAGGGGACAAACAAUAGUGUUUUUAUAAAUAGAAAUAUAUAUUAGGUUUGAAAACCGUUGGACUGUUACAUGCACUUUCUUGGAAAGUUGGAAAAUCUUUAAGGGUCCAGUUUCUCUACAGUUUAAUACCUACUAACAACUACAAUACUGUAAUUCUUUAUUCUAAUAAUCAAAUACAUCUGUUUUUCCAAAAGAAA